Molecule: messenger RNA, 2017 nt
Organism: Exaiptasia diaphana
Lineage: Eukaryota; Metazoa; Cnidaria; Anthozoa; Actiniaria; Aiptasiidae
Molecular function (GO): oligosaccharide binding
Source: RefSeq, a predicted model, not a curated record
UUGGACAGGAUUCAUGUCCAGUUGUGAGAUCAUCUUGCAAUGAAAUCAUUCAAAACAAAGAGUCGCGUGGUGAUGGUGAAUACACCAUCAAACCCGCUGGUUUGGGAGAGCUACGCGUAUAUUGUGAUAUGACAACAGAAGGAGGUGGAUGGACAUUGCUCAAAAAGGCAACAGCACCUAUCCCAGCAAAAGGGUCCACAACACUCCUCUCAGACGCAAGUGCAAUUCUGAAGAGCUAUAACGAUCCUCAUACGCUUAUUAUUACAAAUGGACUUAAAAGUGUAAAGGACGCGCUGGCAUUUAAACAAAUGAGAUAUUUUUGUAAGAAACAAGCUAGCAAGAAAGUUCACGUUAUGACGAACGAUGAUGCUAAUGGCUAUGAUGUUAUCAGGUAUUUCAGUGAAACACCCACUCCCGCCCAAGCAUGUGGUUCCUUUACUAAACUGAGCGAUGAUACGUCAGACCUGAGUAACAAUUGCCAUCAAUGGGGCUACAAAGUUGGUGAGAACCAAUGGGGAAACAGUGCAUACARUGGUCUGCAAAGAGUGCAACGAAAGGUUAUGUUCUGGAACAAAUACCCAAUGCAUGUCUUUAGUAUGAUACCUGGGGAAUAUCUAUGCGAUGACGAAAAUGGUGCGUUGACUGACGGUGAUGAGUGGGCUCUUUUCGUUCGAUGAAAUCUCUUUUUAUAACCCCUUAGUCCUCCCAUUUCCCUCCAAGACGAAACACCGUUGGAUGAGUUCUCCUUUUUUUACAGUUUUCUCUCUAAAAGGGACAUGGUCCACUAGCAUCCCUUUCGAGCUUUAGCUCAUGCUCGAAAAUAAACUAAUACAUCGUAAUAUAAGCAAAAACGUACUCUUUAUUGCCACUAUAUGAAUGGAAAUACUGUAAGAUAUGACCUUUAAACCGAUGGAUGGAAACGGAUUGCGAAUGGAUAUUCGAAGUCACCUCAUUUUCCAUAUAUGAAAAAUCUAAAACACGACCGCAUUGAAUGCUGGUGGACCAUGUCCCUUUAAAAAACGCUGUAGAGUUUAUAUUUGCGGAAUUGUAAAAGUUUUAAUUAUAAUUUGUCCUUCGUCAGUGCCGUUUCACGAGCUUUGAUGAACAUAUCAUUUAAUUUUUUAACCCAUACACAUACCGUACAAUAAGUCAUACAAAAACAUUUAUACAAUAUAUAUAAUCACUGUGUAAAUAGUAUUAAAGUUAGUAGGUAGAUUUUCAUAGCUAAAUCCAUAACUAAAACAAAAUAUGCCAGUCUGAAAGCAAAUAAAAAAUCCAAUUUGUACACUUUUUGUAAUUUCCUCAGUGCAAUCAAGUUCCUUGAAGGAACUGCAYAUAGAUAUGUAAAUAGGUAGUUGGCAUUCAAUAAAGUCACAAGGUAUAUUCAUUUAUACAAAAAGAGUAGUUGGAAUAGGUGGGCGCCAAUGUUUACGUUCAAGCUAAUUUGCAUAAAAUUCAGAAAUCGAAUUUCAAGACACAAGAAAAUCAAGCCCAUAAAUGAAAAGAACUCAUACCUGUUAACAAUUCCUGCAAAUUUGAAGGCAAUUGGUUAAAUAUUUCAAGAGAUAUCAAGCGCCAAAUUGGCAAGAUUUUAUCGAAGAAAUGACCGUGGUUGGCAUUAAUUAUUUUGCCAACCACUGAAUGUUUUCUAUAGAUUUUCUAGUUUUGAAAUGCCGAUAUCUCGAAAUGUAAAAAGGCGUUUGCCCUAAAAUUUUCGGAUUUUGUUGAGAGUAAUAUAAUCUUGAACUAUAUGAGUUCAGAUUGCUUAUUUUUUGAAUUUUAUAUUUUGGGUGUAAACAAACUACGUCAUCGUACGCCCACCUAUAACUUUUUCUCUGCAUCACAGACCAUAUCCAGCUUGCCAGCAUCAUCUAGUUGCUUGAUUAUAUUUUCACUUGCUUUUAACAAUACCACGAUGCACUUCGCCACGAUAAACAUGACGUAGCUCGUGGAAAACACUCUUUGAGGGCCCACGUACAUCCAAGAACAUUUGAACAUUUUGACAUUUAAUGAUCAC